CCCUGGCCAGCCACUGCCGGGAUUAGGCUGCUCCAACAGUCUGGCUGACACUCUGUGCAGGAGCAGGGUCCGGGGGUCUGGAGGCAGCACAGCCGAACUGCUGCGCAGCCCUCCAGCAGGAACUCUAGAACUGAAGGAGCAACAGUCACCACUCUGAAGAUUUUAGAAUUAUGCAAGUUUAAAACAACCUUUGAAAACACCCAACUUAAGAAAAUACCACAUUUCUGGUGGUUUUUUGGUUGUUGUUGUUUGGGAGUUCCCCCCCUCCUUUUUUUUUUUUUUUACUUUUCUUGGAAUACUGCAAGUAUUUUAGUUACUAUGCCUGCUGAAGAGCCAUAUGGAAAAAUCGGUUCUGUCCUGUUAAACUGGUUGCACAGUUUUGAUUUUCAUGUGCCUACAGAGAUCUGAAAAGUCUAUGUUGUUUCAUUUUAUGCUUUUUCGGCAGAGAGGGCAAGUGGUCUGUGGAUCAUCUGGCCAAGAACACAAUAGUAUUGAAGAUGUCCUGGCUCAGGUUUUAUCUGCCUCUCCAUGUUCUCAUGGCAGCUUGCUUGUGCCAUUCCAUAAAAGCACCUACCACCAGUUCCCAACAGAGCUUCAGGACUGAUCUCUUCAAUUUCUACCACUCCCUGAUACUUGCUGAUGGUAAGGAAACUACAGUUCACCUGAUGAAGGAUAUACCCAAAAGGUACUACUUUGUUUUGGAAGAAAGCAGAGUCCUUUCACCUUUCACAAUAACAGUGACCCCAUGUGAUGUUCCCAUCGAAUGGAGCAUACUUGUGCACAAGGCUUCAGCAAGUUUCCCAGGAAAAGAAACACAAGGUGACCAUGAUACACAGGAGGUCUCAAAAUCUCAGAAGGCCCCAAGCAUGGUAUCCACCAUUUUUAACUACAAGGGAAAUUCUGUAGAGACUUACAUGGGUAUGUCUUCCCAUUCUGCCCUUUACAUGCUGGAGUUCUUAUCCACUGAGCGAGACACACACAUUACUGUGUACCUAACCACUGACACAACAUCUGGGCACCUCUAUCCUGAGCUCCCAAUGGAUCCACGCAUAGAUGUUAUUGGAGUUGGGCAUACAACAGUGACUCUGACCUGGAAACACAGUCCUUCUGUCCUGCAACAUAGAGAAAGCAUCCAGUACUGUCUCCUAGUCAAUGAGAAGCACAACUACAAGAGCUUAUGUGCUGCUGAGACAGCAAUCAGGUCCUCUGGAAUGAAGCUGCCACCUACACUGGCUUUGUCCCUCUCUCCCUACCUUCUUGAGCCACAGCAGGUGAUGAUCCUGUCCAACAGUGAACUGAGCAUCAUCAACAAAGUGAGCAGUGGGGAAGUCCGGCAGAUCUGCAUGGGCACCAAGAACACUUACACAGUGCCCAACCUCAGCCCCAGCACCCAGUAUUACUUUGAUGUUUUUGUUGUCAACCUCCUUACGAAUGCCAGCGCCGCUUACACCGGGACGUUCGCAAGGACCCUGGAAGAACCUGAACCCAAGGUGACCGAGCUGAAAGAUGGCAAAGUGAUUCAGGUUGUCCUGGAUGGGAAAAAGCAGAAAUCCUACAGCCUGCAGUACCAGGCGAGGCACAAGAAAGUGCAGUUCUCCUUUCAGCUGUGUCAUGGCCAAGUACGGGUUCACAUAACAAGGAACGGCAAAACAGUGGCAUUGGAAAACAUCUCAGGGCUGAAGUAUUUCUCUCUGAAGGGAAAGCUGUUGGACACGUACCUGGUGCAGCUGAGGUCCACAGAGGAAUCUAACUCUUCUGUGAAAGUACAGGUGUCCCCCCACUUCCACAAGCCUUUAUUCCCGCUUCUUCCAGAGAGCUUAAAAAUCAAGUCCUUCAGUAAACUGAGAACCUGCAACUCUGUGACCAUUGCCUGGCUGGGAACACAAGAGAAGAGCAAGUACUGUGUGUACAAGAGAAGGAUUGAGGAAGGUCAGGUCUGGAGGGAACUGCAGAGUGCAGACAGGUGCUCUGGACCUGAAUCUCGGCACAAAUCAGAGAAAGUGCUGUGCAAGUAUUUCUAUGAUCUGAAUCUCCAGCGAGCCGUCACCACAGAGACCAUCAAAGGGCUGGAUGCAGGAACUCUUUACUUGUUUGAUGUUUACCUCUUUGGGCCAUCUGGCAUCCCUGUCAGAUAUCACAGCAAAGUCGUGAAGACCAGAAAAAAAUGCUGAAGGUUUUAAAGAAAAGUUUUGAAGUGAGUGAAUGAAGACUUCUCAAAAUCUACACCAGUCCAUGUCAUAGCAUGUGAAGUUUAAAAUAUGCUGAGACAGAAAAAAUAUAAAGCCAUGAGAUUCUACAGAGGAAAAAAAAAAAUCUUAGUUGUCUAGAUCAUUACACUUACUUUUACAUCUCCUCUCCUGUGUGGGGUGAGGUUUUUUCUUUUCCUAUCUCAUUCAGACACCAAAAACAGACCUGUGAAACAAACC
Molecule: messenger RNA, 2426 nt
Organism: Neopelma chrysocephalum (saffron-crested tyrant-manakin)
Lineage: Eukaryota; Metazoa; Chordata; Aves; Passeriformes; Pipridae
Product: protein NDNF-like
Exons: 4
Coding region: 498-2171 (557 amino acids)
Biological process (GO): extracellular matrix organization
Molecular function (GO): protein binding
Source: RefSeq, a predicted model, not a curated record